Cryptomeria japonica (Japanese cedar) is the source of this 378-nucleotide messenger RNA. RefSeq lists its product as uncharacterized. The record is from RefSeq and is a predicted model, not a curated record. NCBI's taxonomy places the organism in Eukaryota, Viridiplantae, Streptophyta, Pinopsida, Cupressales, Cupressaceae. The transcript has 2 exons. Bases 1 to 378 code for a protein of 125 amino acids.
AUGGAGCUGGGAGGAGUAGGAAACGACAAUGGGAGAACCCAAAAUUCAAAUUCUGUGAAAGGCGGGAACUCUGGGUCCAAUGGUGGGAGCGGCCAGAACAAAGUUGCUAAUUCUAUGGGAGGGAAGGACAAUGAUGAGGAGAGGAGGAGAGGUGAGGAUGACAAGGAUGAUGAUGAGGAUGGUGGUGAUGAGGGGGAUGAUGACAAGGGAGAUGUAGGCGAGGAGGGAGAGGGUGGGGAUGAGGAGGAAGACAUCAAUGGAUAUACCGAGUCAAGUAACAGAGAUGAUGACUCUUCGUCAGGAUCAUCGAGCAUCGAGGGAGAGGAAAUCUCUAGUGAUGCAGGCAUGCCAAAGCUUGAGGAUGUUCCUACUAUAUAG